Messenger RNA from Octopus sinensis (East Asian common octopus), 2010 nucleotides. RefSeq lists its product as uncharacterized. The record is from RefSeq and is a predicted model, not a curated record. Lineage: Eukaryota; Metazoa; Mollusca; Cephalopoda; Octopoda; Octopodidae. The coding region runs from base 219 to 1754 and encodes 511 amino acids. The transcript has 13 exons.
UGAGAAAAAAUACAAUAAUAAUAAUAAAGGAGCAAACGAGAAAACAGGAAGUAAAACAAGAAAGAAGAUAGUUUCUAGUAUAAUUGGAGUACAGAAUCAGCCAGUGAGGGCGUGGGUUCGCUUCUGGGUGAAGCUUGAUUUCCGGUAAGAGUAUCGCACACACACACCUUGCAACCAUAGGUGGCAGCGCCCCCUCGCGAGUGGUCGGUGCAGCAAAGAUGGCUGACGAUGAGGAAGAGAGGGUGGAGGAAGAUGCGAAUAACGACGCUUCCGACGAAUAUUCGGACAGUGGCGAGCAAAUAACCCUACCAACGUGUGUGGAACAGACGUCUUUACAACGUAUGCUGACCAGUAUCGCCGCAGAACGAACGAGGGAGUACCCCGCCUUAAAUAUAUCCAAUAGUAUUGAAGUUGUUAGCACCAACAAAUUCUGGACCACACUCUUUACUGAAUACUUCAUAGAAGGCAGCAUCAACGAUGAUGAACGAGAUGACAUGGUUUUUUAUGUCCGAAAAUCUCAUAUUAAUCGCGGUCGCAUUCCUCAAAUUCAGACGGAAAUCCAAGUUUACCGGAGGGAUUCGAAGAAACUGCCAGCUCUUGUGGACCGAGGCAUUGACUGGGAGGAGACUGUCUACUUAAACCUCAUUCUUCAUCAGUUUGAAUAUACAGUAACGUGUGCGAUCUGUACGAGGACCAGUGAUAAAGAUUUACAAAUCCUGAAAAAAUUUGCUCAGAAAGUCUAUCCGUCUCCAAGUCGUCGGAGAAUGGACAGCAAAGGAACAGAAGAAGCCAUCGCCUAUCCUAAUAUCUUUUUCUCUGUUGAUAAUUUUGAGGAGGCUUUUGCUGAUAUCAUUGUCAGGGACAGCGAAAUAAUUUGUGUAGAAUUAGUUGCCACAGACCACGAUGGCAAAUUUCAAGGUGUGAUCUUCCUCGGUUCUAUAAAAUAUGAAGCCCUGAAGAAAGUUUAUGAUGCAAGGGCUAGUCUCACAUCUCGAUGGGCUCAUACGAUGUCCCUUGGCUGGUUCAAGGGCCACAAACGAGUGGAAUUCGUCCGCAUGCGAGGACCGCAUGGCAAGGGGUUUGCAGAAAUGGCAGUGAGCCGUGUAAAAGGUUCUGGGCCUGAGACUCCAGACACAGAGAACUUUCCGGUAGAUGCCUUUGCUGAUGAGGAGCAAAACUCUUACAAUGAACGCAGGAUGAGUGACCCCAGUUCGGCGGUGGGGGGUACAUUUAUGCGUGGAAGUUUCCGGAAAUUAAAUAUAAGGAAAUCUCGCUCGGAAACAGAAAACGUCGACAACAUAGGUACAGACAAUUGCCACGAAGUGGAAGCAGCUGCUAUACAAGAUGUUUCUUCUCCAGGUGGACGUAAGCGUACUGUGCGGUCGUUAAAACUAAAACACCACAUGUUGAUGUGUUGUGUCCGUCCACAGCGUGAAUUAGCUGAAACAGAACAAUACAAUGGAUUCUGGGGGAGUUCUUUUGGUCAACCAUGGCAUUGGUUCAAAGAACGACGACGUGCCACCAGUGUUGCUCUCCACGCCUACCUCACCUAUGUUACAUUGCCAUGGUAUCGAAUCAUAGCUGAUGAUAAGGUUUUCGGUGCAGCUCCUAAAUUUUGGACGCAGCAAAGAUCGCAAACAGCCACUGCAAACGACCACAACCAGUUCUCAGAUUUAGGGAAAAAAACAAAACUAUUUAGAACAAAAACCACAAAAAGCAACAUCAAAAAUUAUAUAAAAGAUUUCAAAAAAUAAAAUGUAAAAAAAAAAAAGUGAACAAAACAAUUGUUUUAAUAAAUAUGUCCUUGAUGCUAAACAACUGCCAGUUCUGACGUUUUGAUGCUAAAUUCUUGGUGCUAACAAUUGACAAUUUCAAGAAUUCUGGGGGAUAAAAAAAAUAUAAGAAAGUGGAAGAAGAAGAAGAAAAAAAAAAAAGCGGAAAAUUAAAAACGAAACCCGAAAAAAAAAAAACAACAUAAAACUGUAAAGAAGAAAAAUAAGAAAAUAAAAA